AUGCCCCCGUGUCCUCCCCAGCAGAGCAGGAACAGGGUGGCACAGCUGCCCACUCCAGAGCUGGGCGAGAUGGAACUGACUUGGCAAGAGAUCAUGUCCAUCACCGAGCUUCAGGGCCUAAAUGCUCCCUGUGAGCCAUCGUUUGAGCCUCCAGCCCCAGCCCCAUACCCUGGGCCCCCACCACUCCCAACUUACUGUCCUUGCUCGGUCCACCCAGAUGCUGGCUUCGCCCUUCCACCACCACCUUAUGAGCUCCCAGGAUCCUCAACCCAUGUCCCAGACCCCCCCUAUUCUUAUGGCAACAUGGCCAUCCCAGUCUCCAAGCCACUGACCCUCUCGGGCCUGCUCAGUGAACCCCUCCCAGACCCCUUGGCCCUCCUGGAUAUCGGGCUGCCAGCGGGGCCACCCAAGCCUCAAGAAGACCCAGAAUCUGACUCAGGAUUAUCCCUCAACUAUAGCGACGCCGAAUCUCUUGAGCUGGAGGGGACAGAGGCUGGUCGGCGGCAUAGCGAGUACGUAGAGAUGUAUCCGGUGGAGUACCCCUACUCACUUAUGCCCAACUCCUUGGCCCACCCCAAUUAUGCCUUGCCACCUGCCGAGACCCCCUUAGCCUUAGAGCCCUCCUCAGGCCCCGUGCGAGCCAAGCCCACUGCACGGGGGGAGGCAGGGAGCCGGGACGAGCGCCGGGCCCUGGCCAUGAAGAUCCCCUUCCCUACGGACAAGAUUGUCAACUUGCCGGUAGACGACUUCAACGAGCUGUUGGCACAGUACCCGCUGACAGAGAGCCAGCUGGCACUGGUCCGGGACAUUCGACGGCGGGGCAAGAACAAGGUGGCUGCCCAGAACUGUCGCAAGAGAAAGCUGGAGACCAUCGUGCAGCUGGAGCGGGAGCUGGAGCGGCUGGGCAGCGAGCGGGAGCGGCUGCUCAGGGCCCGCGGGGAGGCCGACAGGACCCUGGAGGUGAUGCGCCAGCAGCUGGCUGAGCUGUACCUUGACAUUUUCCAGCACCUUCGGGACGAAGCUGGCAACAACUACUCCCCUGAAGAGUAUGUGUUGCAACAGGCCGCCGACGGGGCCAUAUUCCUGGUGCCCCGGGGAAGCAAGACGGAAGCCUCAGACUGA
Pipistrellus nathusii (Nathusius's pipistrelle) is the source of this 1122-nucleotide messenger RNA. The record is from the annotation of a GenBank genome assembly. Lineage: Eukaryota; Metazoa; Chordata; Mammalia; Chiroptera; Vespertilionidae.